AUCAGUGGCAAGUCUGUGGAAAGUAGUAAGGCAAGUCUCUCUUCUCAUCGAGGUUCAUGCUUCAUCGAAACUGCAGAGCAAGCUGGCUCCAGCAGCGUUGCUUGUCACCUCCUCUUUGAAAGACUCCUUCGCACGUUCGCUUCAGACCUCGGCAAAACCUUACUCGACAUCAUACUUGAAGCACGAGGCCCUUAUCUAAUUCCAUCAUGUUUCCAACAAUCAAUCGAAGACCAGUGCCAUGACCAGCGCCUCGGAGCUUCGUUUCAGCAGGAUCCCAUGGGCGGCAGACCUCAUACGGGAUCCCGACUGGGUCGUCUGCGCGACGUCGUCACGGACUCCAAAGACCAGCACCGAGGACUCCUUCUUCGCCGUGACCCUCAACACGGACCGAACCAUUACGAACCUUCUCUCCUUGCAUCUGAAGCCGGACGAAAAUGCAGAUCCGCCCAUUCAGGCGGUCCGCACUAUUAUGGACCUGGGAACUGGUGUGAAUGGGCACCCGGAUGUGUGCCACGGCGGAUUCGUGGCGACUAUGAUGGAUGAAGUCAUGGGGGUAUUGUUGACGAUCAACCUGGAGAGAGCGUCGAUUUGGAAGAGAGGAGAGCCAACUAUAGGCUUGUUCACGGCUUAUAUCAAAGUCAACUAUAAAAGGCCAGUGCCAACGCCGAGCGUUGUUUUGGCCACCGCAAGGUUUGAGAAGAAAGAGGGAAAGAAAGCAUGGGUUGUUGGGACUAUAGAAGAUGGUAUGGGUGUUGUAUACGCGACUGGGGAGGCUCUGUUCGUUCAGCCAAAGGGCAAGUUAUAAGCGAUAGUAAGUUUAGGCUAGGGGACGGGAACGGGCUAUCCUCUGACCUUUGACUAGCGGCUUCGUCGAACUGCCUCGCCUAUCAAUAGACAUUAGAAAUACGCGCACUUUGCUAGAUCUGUUCUGGAAAGCCCCCUAACGGGGGUCAGCCGUUUGGCAGAAGACAGUAAGACCGAA
Messenger RNA from Mytilinidion resinicola, 982 nucleotides. RefSeq lists its product as uncharacterized. The transcript is spliced from 2 exons. Lineage: Eukaryota; Fungi; Ascomycota; Dothideomycetes; Mytilinidiales; Mytilinidiaceae. The coding region runs from base 239 to 805 and encodes 188 amino acids. The record is from RefSeq and is a predicted model, not a curated record.